This is a messenger RNA of Darwinula stevensoni, 1539 nucleotides long. The record is from the annotation of a GenBank genome assembly. NCBI's taxonomy places the organism in Eukaryota, Metazoa, Arthropoda, Ostracoda, Podocopida, Darwinulidae.
CAAAUGGUGGAAGAGUUAGGGGAAGGAGGCACAUUGAUGCCCAUCAAGUGCGACCUGACCAACGAUGAGGAAGUAGAUGCCAUGUUCUUCCAAAUCAUGGAAACGUGGGGAGGCAUUGAUGUGUGCAUCAACAACGCUGCUCAACUAGGAACACAGACGAUUAUCGGCAAGGAUAAAUUUAACAAAAUAUUAUAUUUCACCUUCACUCUGACCGAGAAGGAUUGGAGAGAUGUGCUGAAUCUGAAUGUCGUAGCAUUAUGCUAUUGCUCCAAAAAGACAGUGGAGUCCUUGAAAGAGAGGGAUUGCGACGAGGGACACAUAAUCAACAUUUGCAGCCUAUCUGGUCAUUGGGUAUUUGAGGUGGACCCCAAGCUCUACAACAUAUCCAAGUUCGCUGUUACAGCUGUGACGGAAGCUCUUAGACUAGAGCUAAAGGAGAUGAAGAAAAAUAUUCGGGCAUCGCAAAUAUGUCCUGGGCUUGUGUGGACGGAAAUGGCGAGUCUUCUUCCGGAAGAAGCGAUUCUCCAACUAGUAUCCGAAAAGGAUUCCUUGCAACCUGAGGACAUGGCCAAUGCUGUUCAAUUCAUUCUCUCUGCCCCUCCUCACGUCGAACGAAAUAACACCAUAGCUCUUAGGAUCAUGGAGCGGUGGAAGGGCCGAGUAGCACUUGUGACGGGUGCGAGUGCAGGGAUUGGUGCUGCUAUUGCUAUGAAGUUGGCUAAGACAGGCAUGAAGGUCGCUGCAUGUGCCAGAAGGGUCGAUUCUAUCCAGGAAAUGGUGAAAGAAUUGGGAGAUAAAGGCACGAUGAUGGCCAUCAAGUGCGACCUGACCAACGAUGAGGAAGUGGAUGCCAUGUUUUCCCAAAUCAUGGAAACAUGGGGAGGAAUAGACGUCUGCAUGAAUAAUGCCGCUAAGAUAGGCAUUCCAGACGCUCCUUGGUAUGAAUACAAUUUAUUCACCACUAUCUUUCUUAUGUUAUGGAUGUGUUGCAGUGAUGGAAACCGGAAGGAGUGGAGAGAAUUAUUUGACUUGAAUGUGAUUGCAUAUUGCUACUGUGCAAAGAAGACAGUAGAAUCCUUGAAGGAGAGAGAUUGUGACGAAGGACACAUAAUCAACAUUGGCAGCAUUGCUGGCCAUUGGGUAUUCGAAUUUGCUUCCGUGCCUUAUACCGCAUCAAAAUUUGCUGUUACGGCCAUCACAGAAUCUCUACGACUGGAGCUGAAGGAAACGAAGAGGAACAUCCGAGCAACGCAAGUAUCUCCAGGGGUGGUAAGGACGGAGAUGUUGGAUCACGUGCCAGAAGACCUUCUGACCCUCGUGAUGUCAGACAUGGAUCCCCUACUAGCCGAGGACAUAGCCAAUGCUGUGGAGUUCAUCAUCUCUACUCCUCCUCAUUUCGAGGCGCGCAUGGAGCGAUGGAAGGGUAAAGUAGCACUUGUGACAGGUGCAAGUUCAGGGAUCGGUGCAGCUAUUGCCAUGAAGUUGGCCAAGGCAGGCAUGAAGGUGGCUGCAUGUGCCAGGAGGGUCGAUCGCAUCCAG